Messenger RNA from Rhizophagus irregularis DAOM 181602=DAOM 197198, 546 nucleotides. NCBI's taxonomy places the organism in Eukaryota, Fungi, Glomeromycota, Glomeromycetes, Glomerales, Glomeraceae. The record is from RefSeq and is a predicted model, not a curated record.
AUGUCAGGGUCGCAACCUAGGGUCCACGCCACUCAGUCAAGUACAAGACAGCAACAAGAUAAAGAAGAUUGGCAACCUGCAAGUUCUCGUAAAACUAAAAGAAAAGAUAAAGAAAAACAAGUUGAACAAAAACAACAGAAAAAACAACUUCGUUUGUCUUUUAGGCAACAUAAAUCUACUGAAAAAACUACUGAUGAUAUGGAUAUUAAUCAAGAUACUUUUGCUUCUUCAUCUGAAAGCGGUGGCGCAGCAAAAUCCAAUACAGAUAAUCAAGUAACACCAGAAAAUCUAGAUGCACCAAUUGAUGGUGAAAAAAAUGAUGAAAUGAUCGUCGACAAUGGAAAAAUUGAUAAUCAAACAGAUGAUCAAUCUUUUAAUAAGGAUAAUCAGAAAAAUGGUGAUACUAAUGACAUAAUUAGUGAUAAUCAUUCAGAAAUUUUUAAUAAGGCUAAACCUAUUUUAGUUAAAAUCAAAAAAGAUUCUAUUCCAGGAAACAAUAUUAUUCAAAAAAAGUUUAAUUUGAGAAAACAACUAGCUGGAAUUAAU